This is a messenger RNA of Lichtheimia ornata, 2808 nucleotides long. RefSeq lists its product as uncharacterized. The record is from RefSeq and is a predicted model, not a curated record. The transcript has 2 exons. The coding region runs from base 1 to 2808 and encodes 935 amino acids. NCBI's taxonomy places the organism in Eukaryota, Fungi, Mucoromycota, Mucoromycetes, Mucorales, Lichtheimiaceae.
AUGCAGUUGGCCAAGUUCCAGGAUUGCUGGAACGACGUACACAGUGUCUUGAUGGUGGAGGAUCGCAAGGCGCACAUGCACGUUGAGCAGACUGAUAUUCCUGAACGACUUCAGCAAAUGACCGAUAUGCUCGUGGAUGAAGAAGCACGGCAAGAUGACGAUGCGACAGGAGCAUGUAUGGAAUAUGGUGACUGCAUGGAAUACUUGCUCAAGAAUCAGCUGUUACGGCGACUUGUCAAUGUGGCGGAGAAGUCUGAUCAUCCUGUGGGGAUACGUGGAGAAUUGAUACGAACGAUAGCCAACAUGGUUGAUUUAUUGGGAUACUGGUUCUUGGAGCAUAAAGAAGUACAUGGUCCGACCAUCAAGUUGCUACGAUUCUGUGUGAUUGAUCAACGUCAAAGUGAUAUAUACCACGAGGAUUUGGUGGAUUUGAUGUAUACAAUCUGUUCAAAAAUACAUGGUCGUCCAGUGUUACUCAACAUUUUCUUCCACGACAAACGUUGGCUCACUACACCGCAAAAAACAAAGCAACCGCCCGAGAAUCCUAUUCGUACACCUGAAUCUGGCAAGGAACCUGAAUAUGAAUUCUUGUUAUUCAGUUAUUUGUUACGUUUCGUUCAUCGAGAGGGUCGUACUGGUGAUUAUGCGAGGACUGGAUUACUGUUUAUCAUGGAAAUGGCCACGCAGCAACUAGGCGACUUCAUUCUUGAGUCCGAUUUUGCAUUGACGAUGGGUGCUGGUCUAUGUGCAUUAUAUUCUCAGUUGCCACGCAAGCUGGUUAUCAAAAAUGAUGCUGAGAUCAAUUCGGAUUUCGCUGCCUAUCUGCUUGGUCACGAAGUAUCACCCGGCAAGAUACCAUUGGAACUUGGGGUCGAGUUAUCAAGUUCUCCCAAUUUUCGCUAUCAGCUGGACUCGUUCUUAAAGCUCUUUGAAUUUUGUCAAGAUGUACUUAUUCGUUGUCCCAACACUGAAAUUUGCGCCCGUCUACUACAAAGUAUCCGUGCACCUUUUCUGGAGAAGAUUUUGUAUCCAACGAUUGAAGAAUGCUCAGAUAGAGAUGGGUCAUCGGUUGCAGUUAUCAGCUAUCUUGAUCUCAUAUUACAAAUUUUGCACCAUGAUGAACUCUCCAGCUUGGUGGUCGGCUUUUUAAUGGAUGAUGAUGGCGAUGAUGUCGGUCGUUUUACUCUCAAAGAUUUGAUCAUGUAUCGUCUCAAAUACUCAAAGUCGCAGCCAACAGUCAUUGCAACUCUGAAAUUACUCAAAACUCUCAUUACACGCCAUUGUCGAUAUUCCCUGCGCUUACUUUCUUAUCAAGCAGAUGAUGUGAACAGCAACAAUGAUAAGCCAUCAACAACAAUCUCACAUCAUUUGCGGGAAAUUGAAUUAUAUUUUUCACUCAUUUCUCGCGUACGCAACCAACAUCAACAUGAUAAUAAUGGAUAUGAAGACUAUUUACAAGAUAUGGAAGCGUGCAUGGAGUGUGAUGUAUGUUAUCAAACCAUGACUGGUAUGCAUGGAGUUCCUGAACACUCUGGCGGUCCUCCAACACCUAAAAGCGAGCGCAGACGAAGUUUCAAGUACGGGCAACGAUUUGAUGACAGCAAAGAUAUUGCAAUCCAAGCAAGCUCUUGUUACAAACCACCCAGUAACUUGUUCAAGUAUCAUAUCAGACGUAACGAUCCUCUGAUGCAAAUCCUUCUUGACCUUUUGAACCCAUUCUUUGCGCAAUCUCCUGAAUUGAAUUUAAUGCUCGUUGGAGUUAUAUCUGCACUCGCGAUUUGUCCUUAUCGAAGUUUGCAAGGUUGGGUCACUUUCCGCGAAUCUGAUCGAUCGAAUCCCGAAGACAUACUUGUUCUAAAUCAUUCAGAACAACUUCCUCAUCGCAACAAUACUGAUGGCAUUGGCGCAAACGACAUUUACGCAUCGCAUUCUAAUACAGCUACUAACACCACUACCAUCGAUCCUAUCCAUGAUGAAGAGAAUGACCUUGAUGAGAAUGAUGAUCGAUCCGUUGAUUUUGGCGCAGAAUUAAAUUCGGCUCGCAUGACAGCACGUACGCAAUUCAAAUCCUAUCCCCCCUUUUUCACUUUAUUCCAAGUCCUCACACAACAAAUUGACUGCUAUCGUUCUGAAGUCGAUGACUUUGAUCAAUUACUUGAAGAACGAAGGAAUUGUUUAAUGAUGGGAGAUAACGAUUUCAGUCACGAUAAUGCGGCAACUCCUGUCAUGAUAUCUUCCUCCUCCACCACAACAACUGCCACUACAACAACCACUUCUGCUACUACAAAUACAGGACGCAGAGCAUCGCUCUUUCCAGAUAGCAAGACUUUUGGUCUCCCUAGUCCGCCCACUGGAAGCAAUCGAAGAGCAUCAGUGAUUAUGCGCCCAUCUACAUCAACGUCGGUUACUGGUACAGCAACAGCGACAGUAGCGGCCCCUGGGAAAUCUAUCUAUUCAUUGCUUACACCAUCCGCAUCCAAUACCCCCAAUCCCAUUAUUGCCAAUCCACUUUCUCCUCCUGCUAUUCAUGCCCGGAAGACUCGAAAUAUACGGCUUCAACCACAAUUUAGUGCCCGUUUCGUAUCCGAUUAUGAGGAACCUAUCUUUAGCCUUGACCCUGAAGAUGAAGACACAUUUGCUCCAAAGGCUGUCAAUCCUUCUCAGGCACGGAGGAUGGAUAAAUCCACUGAGAUUUCAUUGUCCAUGUUAUUGAACAACGUGAUUAUUUUGGAGGAAUCCAUCAAGGAACUGAUCGCGAUCAUGCAAGUGCGACGCAGCUUGGGUAUAGAUGAAAUACGUUACGUUUAA